Messenger RNA from Closterium sp. Naga37s-1, 4830 nucleotides. Lineage: Eukaryota; Viridiplantae; Streptophyta; Zygnematophyceae; Desmidiales; Closteriaceae. The record is from the annotation of a GenBank genome assembly.
AUGAAGCUCAUGGACGUGGCGAACCUGCCAAGCUUCUGCAUCCGAUGCAUAUCCCCUGCCCACGCAACCCACCUGCCUACCUGUCCACCCUCCCCCCCCGUGUCAGGCGGGCAGCAGGGCGCGCGGGGCACUGAUGAAGCUCAUGGACGCGGGCAGCAGGGCGCGCGGGGCACUGAUGGAGCUCAUGGACGUGCAGGUGGCGAUGGUGGCAUAUGGCACGGAGGAGGAAGCCACAGCCCAUGCUGCUCUGCUCAUGCUCUUUUGCCCUUCUGCCCCUUCUUCUGCCCCUUCCUCUGCCCUUUCCUCUCCCCCUUCCUCUCCCCUUUCCAGAUGCAAGUGGCGAGGGAGGGCGGCUAUGUGGCAAUGAUGGCGUAUGGAGCGGAGGAGGAAGCUACAAGCCAUGGUGCCGUACAAGUGGCGAUGGAGGGCGGCUAUGUGGCAAUGAUGGCAUACGGCGCGGAGGAGGAUGCAGCGGUGGAGGCGAUGCUGCUCAAUGCCCUGCUGCGCCUCGCGCUGCUGCCGCACUCCCAGCCUGCUCUCUCUCCCCUGCUGCUUGAUGCCUUCUCCGGUGCCGCGGUGAUGAGUCGCCCGCUCUUUGAGCACCGAGCCGUGCCGCACCUACUUGCGCUCGCUGCUGACGUGCACUUCCAAGUCAGAAAGGCAGUAGCAGAGGGCCUGGCGCAGUGCUGCAGGGCCAUGGGGGCCAAUGCUGCAUGCCUGGACGGCUCUCUGCUCCCCCUGUUCACCUCGCUCUGUUCCGACACCUCCUGGGCCGUGCGAGUGGCGUGUGCAGAGGGCAUAGUGGCAGUGGCAGAGGCUGCUGUUGCUCUCGCGCCCAAGGCUACCUCUGCUGGUGAGGUGGAGAGUGCAAACGCUGCAGCACAGGGGCUUGAAGCUGCAAGAGAAGCUGCACCUGCUACUGAGGAAGUCGGUAUGGGGGAUGUGGGGCUCGCAGGAGAGUCAAGGGUGCAGGGUGGUGGGAUGGUGUCUGGAGCGGUGCGGCACGGUGGAAUGGGGUCUGAGAGUUGGGGGGAGAUUGAAGAAGUGCGGGAGAUUAGUGAGGAAGCGGGAGACCAUGAACCAUCAGCGUGGGUGCGGGAGGCAGCUCUUCAAAUGCUGGGGCCGCUGCUGUCCGUGCUGCGAGGCGCUGACAUGCGGGACCUGGUGCACAUGUUUACGAGCAUGGCACAGCCAGUGCCCAUGGGUGAUGAUGGCGAUGGCGAUGCAGACGAUGACCGCCUGCCGCUCUACUGCGCCUUCAACUUCCCAGUGCCCAUGGGCGAUGGUGGCGAUGACAUGAUAGGGCCACCAGUGCCCGUGGGCCAUGGUGGCGAUGCCGAUGCUGACGAUGAUGACCGCCUGCCGCUUCACUGCGCCUUCAACUUCCCACCGGUGGUGGUGGGGCUGGGCCCAUCGCGCUGGUGGGAGCUGGAGGCAGCAUACGGCCACCUGCUCGCCUCACCCCAUGUGAGUGACCUCCUCAUUGCAGCGAGUCAGAGCAUGGCGCUACCCUCAUCGCCCCACGUGAGUGCAUGCUGUCUACCACUCCCCCCUCAACUCUCUCUUGUCAACUCUCUCUUGUCAACUCUCUCUUGUCAACUCUCUCUAUAUCCAUCCCUUCCCUCCCCCAUUCUUCCUCCCUCGAACCCGUUCCUGCUCUCCUCUCCGCCAAUCGCGCCGUGCCAGCUGGCGGUGCGGCGCACGCUGGCGUGUCACGUGCAUGAGCUGGCGGGGCUGCUGGGGCCGGCCAUCACGGUGCGCUGCCUGCUUCCCGCCCUCCAGGCGCUCGUGUGCGACGAGGACGAGGUGCGCAUGGCGUUGGUGCCCACAUUCACGGCCUUCAUGGCGUGUCUGCCCGCCUCCCACCGCCCGCACUGCGCUCGCCUGCUGCCGCGCCUGCUGUGGCGCCAGGGGCUCUCGCCCCAGGAGGUCCACGCUCAGGAGAUGGCAGCUCAGCGCGCUGCAGAGGCUGCAGAGGCAGCAGCAAUAGCAGCGGCAGCUGCAUCAGCAGAGGGCAGAGAGCGAAGGGAGGGAGGAGAGAGAAGUGAAGGUGAGGGGAUUGAGGGAGGAGAGGGAGGAGGGGGAAGUGAGGGGGAAGAGGUUUGUGCGUUAGCAGCAGCGCCUGGUGCUGCUGGAGGCGCAGAGGGAGUGGGGAAGAGACCAGAGGGACUCGUGAUCGCUCCCUUGGACCCGAGUGCGCAUGUGGAAAGCUGCCUUGCAGAGAGUCCUGUGGCACCACGCCCCUCUGAAGAGGGAAUUGUUAUAAGUAGUGGUGUGUUACAAGGGGCAAGUGUAUAUGGCGAGGAGUAUGUGGAUAGCCCUCGGUACCCACCGCCGCCAAGGAGCCUCGUGGCUGGUGCUGCGGAUGGGGCUGCUGCUGAGGGUGGGAGUAGCGCGCGUGACAGUGACGAGAGAGAGGUAAAUCCAUGUGACAGUAACGAGGGGGAGCGGCUGGAAGUUGGGCAGGGUGGUGAGGGAAAGGAGGCGAGGGAGAAGGUGAGGGAGGAGGCGAGGGAGGAGGCGAGGGAGGAGGCGAGGGAGGAGGCGAGGGAGGAGAGCGGUGGGCUGUGGGCGAAGAUUGUGAGUGGGCUGGGUGGCCUUGGGACAGGCGGUUGGCUGGGGGAGGUGGCAUUUGGGGGAGGCGUGGAGGGUAAGGGAGGGGAGGUGGCAUCUGGAGGAGCAGGUGUGGAUGGCGGUGGAGAGGAGGUGGGCCGUGAGUGUGCAGGGGGGGAUGUGGAGGGGAGUGAGGGGCGUGGUGAUGAUAGUUUGAAUGAGGGGAGUGAGGGGCGUGGUGAUGAUAGUGUGAAUGAGGGGAGUGAGGGGCGUGGUGAUGAUAGUUUGAAUGAGGGGAGUGAGGGGCGUGGUGAUGAUAGUUUGAAUGAGGGGAGUGAGAGCAGUAGUACUAGUGGUGAUGGUGUGAUUGAGGGUAGUGUGAGUAAUGAAAAUAGGUUGAGCGAGGGGAGUGGGAGAGGGAACGAGAGGAACGGGGCAGAGGGAGAAGAAGGAGCAGUGGGGACAGAAAGGGCAAAUGGGGCAGAGGGGGCAGAGGCAGCAGAAGAAGCGGAGAGGAAAGUGCAGGGGUCGCAGGCUGAGUUGAGAGGGGACCAGGGGGAGCUUGAGGGGGACGAAUGCAGGGAGGACGACAGAUCUAUGGGAGAGGAAGGAAGUCAGAGAAGGGAGCAGGAACAAGGCAACAGGGAAGAGAGGAAUGAAGGAGGAAGAGAAGGGAAGGAUGUGGAGGAGGGACCAAAUCAUGAUAGUCCCACGGGGAAGCUCGAGGAGGAGUCUAACCAGUCUACCAGUAACUUCCAUCAGCUGUUGCAGCAGCAACCCGCCAGCAGCAGCAGUCAGCAGCCGUUGGAACAGCACCUUAGCAGCAGCAGCGAUCAACAGCAGCUGCACCAGCAACCCAUCAGCAGCGGCCAGCAGGGCGGCGAGUAUCGUCUGCAGGUGCAGGUGGGCACGCCGGCGCCCAACACAGUGCGCAUCCACGUGGCGGCAGCGGAUUCGCCGAGGCCGCUGGUGCUGGGCGGCAGCAACCCGAGUGUGCAGGUGCAGCUGAGGGCGCUCCCCAGCCGCAACCGCGUGCGCCCGCAGAUGCGUGUGGCCGGCCGGGAGAGCUCCUGGCACCUGCGCCUCGCUGCUCUCAGGUGGGCGGCUGUACUCCUGGAUGUAGAAUUGGGCCAAGCAUCAGGAGUGGCGCAGUUGCUGCCACCCAACAGCGCCGCCCUACCUUUCCUCAUCGACCUCGCUCUCUCCCUCUGCAGGGAUCGGAUCGCUACCGUCCGGGAGGAGGCAGCCAGACAGGCUGCCAAGUUGCUGACCCUCACUACCCUGUCCGCUGCCACGUCAGCAUCACUGCAAGCAGCCACAUCAGUGUCAUCAGCACCUGCCACGUCAGCAUGCCACUCGUCGCUGACAAACGAACCAGCACUUGAUGCCACGUCAGCAAGACGAGGGUUGAAAGAGCAUGCAGAAUGUGGUACUUCAUGUGCAUCUGCCACGUGCGAUCCCGUUGAGUCGUUAUCUGCUGAACCUAAGUCUACUGGCUCCUCUUGUGCCGAGCCUCUUGCCGCUGACUUGUAUGUUUCCGAGCCUCGCGGUGGACCGGGCAGCAGCAGCACAGUGCAUGGAGAGGGGGAAGCAAGGGGCGGGGGUGGGGGGAGCAUUAGCCAGGAGAGUAAUAGUGGGAAGAGCAAGGGCAGAAGCGCGGAGGGGGGUGAGGAGGACGGGGUGAGUGAACAUGCUCUGUCCACUGGCACCAGGGACGGUCACUAUUACGAUCACCAGCAUGCUUCUGCUGCCACUCCUCACUCCACCAAUAUGGUUGCUGUCAACCCUGAUGACGCUGCUGAGAACCCCCAUGAUGAUGCUGUGAAGGGCGUCCAUCCCCACCCUGCCGCUCACCCGGGAGGAGCCCGGCCAUCGCGAUCCCCUCCCCCCCCUGACUCAGAUGCAUCUGCCUCCCAGGCUCUCCUCUCUGCCUUGGCUGCUCUCGCCUCCAGUCGCAAUUUCCGCGACCGACAAACGUACGACAACGUGCCAAAUGUCAGAAUACGAGUGGCCGAGGCCCUCUCUGCCGCUUGGCCCAUUCUUGACACCCUCACUUCGCGGUUGGACGAGCUGCGUGCGUCAGUGGCGUCAGCCCUUGCCCUGCUGGAGGGCGACGAGGAUGCUGACGUGGCAUGGACCGCUCUGGCUAGAGUGCCGUGCCGUCUCCCCACGGGGAUGGGCGUGGAGAUGCCAUGGGCUCGUAUUCGGUUGCCCAGCUCCAUCACCAUCACAAUCAUGCAGCCUGAACAAGAAGUGACACACCAUCAUCAGGUUUGA